AUGCCCGUAGAAGAGAUCGCACUGCAGCAUUACCUUGAUCAAUUCACCAUCACACGCGGCCCCAGCCCACUGCGUGCCCAGGAGCGACCCAAAAUCAUCGUUACGAGCGUUGUCUCCGUUGGCUUGGCCGCAUUGGCAGCUGCCCAUCGCGAUCCAAACUUGAUGCAGCUGGCUCGACGCAAGUAUGCAACGGCUCUUGGGCUUCUUGUGCGUGCCAUUCAUGAUCCUGGGCAGUCGCCCGCGGCGUACACGGCUACUUCUAGCUUUAACCUGUCGAUGUUUGAGAUGAUAAUAUACGACAAUCGGUCCGAUUCCUAUCAGUGGCUAAAGCAUAUCCAUGGAACAACGGCAGUUCUGUACUCUCAGGGGUUGGCGGAUAUGAAUAGCACGCAGAUGACAGCCGUGCUUCAGGUCUGCUACACUGUCGUAAGUCACGCACGAAUGACAUUCGCUUUGGUUCUCUAG
Molecule: messenger RNA, 465 nt
Organism: Aspergillus lentulus
Lineage: Eukaryota; Fungi; Ascomycota; Eurotiomycetes; Eurotiales; Aspergillaceae
Source: RefSeq, a predicted model, not a curated record